Messenger RNA from Penicillium argentinense, 1017 nucleotides. Its product is annotated as thioesterase family protein. The record is from RefSeq and is a predicted model, not a curated record. Bases 1 to 1017 code for a protein of 338 amino acids. The transcript is spliced from 2 exons. NCBI's taxonomy places the organism in Eukaryota, Fungi, Ascomycota, Eurotiomycetes, Eurotiales, Aspergillaceae.
AUGUCUACCCUCAACUCCUCUUUCGAGGAUGCGAUCCGCGUCACUCCUCAAGGUAACAACAAGUACAUCGCCAAUCUGCGACCAGAAUGGUGCAUUGGAGCCGUGCCCCAUGGUGGCUACACAACAUCCGUGCUAUACAGACUAGCGCUCGUGCACUUCGCGCACGCUCAUCCAAAGCAAUACGACACACCUGCCUCACCCAUUUCCCUCCAACUCUCCUUCCUCCGGCGCACAGCCGCCGGCCCAGCGACAAUGGAAGUCGAAGACGUGAAGAUCGGCCAGCGUACAAGCACAAUCCAUAUCAAACUCCUCCAGCCAUCAGAGAAACAAAAAGAUAAAAUGGAAACCAAGGUUGCCGGGUACAUCACUGUCAGCCCACCGAGCGCAGAAACCGGGAUCUGUGCAACAACAGGCUGGAAACCCUACCCAGCACCUCCAUCUGGGUCCGGCCCUCACGGCAAAAUCAACUUCGACGCCCUAGCCAACGGAAAAGAUGGCGAGUGGACGAAGCUCGAUCCCCCGUACCCGGAAUUCCGCCGCGCAGCCUCGCAGCUGGAGCUGUUUGGCCCUGGAAAGGGCGAGACGCAGCAGCAGCGGUCGGGGUCCAUGGCGAUUGACCAGUGGGCGCGGUUUAGACCAAAUGGGGAUGUUAAUGGUCGCUGGACGGACGCGACGAUUCCGUAUCUUAUUGAUAUGUUUCCCAUGGCGCUGGAUGGGUUCGAUACCGUUUCUGCGAAUGCGGCGGCGAAGGCGAAAGGGGAGAAGGUGGCGGAGAUGAAGGCGAAAUUUUGGUAUCCGACUGUUACGCUGAAUGUGGAUAUGAAGAAGCAUUUGCCGGCUGAGGGAGUGGAGUGGCUUUAUUCGAGGAUUGUGACGAAGGUUGUUAGGGAUGGGAGGACGGAUUUGGACGUUACGGUGCUGGAUCAGAAUGGGGAGGUUAUUGCGCUGAGUACGCAGGUUGGGCUUGUUGUUAGUGCGGCGAGAAAUGUUGGCUCGAGGAAGAUGGAGAAGUUGUAG